AUACAAUCCUCACCGCCCCCACAAUUUCGUCCCUUCCUUUCUUCUUUGUAUCCUUGCCUCCUUUCCUUCUUCUACGUUGCGCCGCUGGCUUUCUCCCGAAGACGAAGUCCGCCGCCGCCAGCUGAAACAUCUUGAAAUCGAGAGUUCCUAGCAUACCUACCUGUUCUCCGGAUACUUUUCCAAGGAAUCAGCCAAAAACGAAACCUGCUGUUGCAAAUCACUCCCUGUUUCGAACCAUGGUGGAGAAGUCUAGUUGUACAGUUUAUAUUGGAAAUGUGGACGAGAGAGUGAUGGAUAGAGUGUUGUAUGACAUUCUCAUUCAAGCAGGGCCUGUGGUCGACUUGUAUGUACCUCGAGACAAGGAGACCGAUAAACCUAGAGGAUAUGCUUUUGCAGAGUACGAAUCGGAAGAGAUUGCCGAAUAUGCUGUCAAGCUCUUUUCUGGGCUCGUAACACUUUACAAAAGGACGCUAAAAUUUGCUAUCUCUGGGCAAGACAAAGCCCCUACCGCUACCCCGACAAGUGGUUCUCCUCCUAUCAGAAUAAAUUUUCCUCAAGUUUCUCCCAAUGCAUCUUCUUCGCGCCAGCACAGAUCACAACAUGAUAGCUCCGAUUACAACUACAGUCGAAGAGCAUUUGGGGGAGCACUGGAUGGCAUCAACCGCACAAGAUCAGGGCGGUAGCCGGGAAACAAAUGAUUCAGGUAAUGAUUAUCCAUCCUUGUUACUGAUAUUCCAUCUGUAGUGUAGACAGAGUAGAGAGAGAGAACUUCUGGUACACAAUGUAGGCAGUGUCCAUAAGUGUAGCAAAGCACCUAGAGAUUGUAGUACAUAUCGGGUUAGAGCUGUUGUCGCUGCGCCGUGCCCGUGGUUUAUUUCUGGAGAGUGGCACCACAAUAUUGUAUUACUCUUGAAGUGUAAUUUUGCAGUGUACUGUUUCAAUUCCGGUUGCCAUUAUGGUUCUAAUGAAA
Andrographis paniculata is the source of this 970-nucleotide messenger RNA. RefSeq lists its product as uncharacterized. The record is from RefSeq and is a predicted model, not a curated record. The transcript has 5 exons. Gene Ontology annotation, molecular function: RNA binding. The coding region runs from base 237 to 683 and encodes 148 amino acids. Lineage: Eukaryota; Viridiplantae; Streptophyta; Magnoliopsida; Lamiales; Acanthaceae.